Physeter macrocephalus (sperm whale) is the source of this 17786-nucleotide messenger RNA. RefSeq names its product lysine methyltransferase 2D (gene KMT2D). The record is from RefSeq and is a predicted model, not a curated record. Gene Ontology annotation, biological process: positive regulation of transcription by RNA polymerase II. The transcript is spliced from 55 exons. Lineage: Eukaryota; Metazoa; Chordata; Mammalia; Artiodactyla; Physeteridae. Gene Ontology annotation, molecular function: histone binding; histone H3K4 methyltransferase activity; transcription coactivator activity. The coding region runs from base 213 to 16655 and encodes 5480 amino acids. Gene Ontology annotation, cellular component: nucleus; MLL3/4 complex.
UGCUUUUUUGGGGCGGGGGAGGGUGGCCACUCCGACCUGGAUUUACCGUUCUUGGCCCCCCUAAGCCCCCCCGUGCGGGGGGCGGCUGUGAUCGCUCUGGCGGUUGGAGGUCGGGGAGCGGCCCGGGCUCUGGCCAUGUUCUCGGAUGAGGAUUUCUGGAUCGCCCUGUGAAGAGGUCUCCCCGAGAGGGCCCUGCCCAGUCGGAGAGAGGGAUGGACAGCCCGAAGCCGCCUGGUGAGGAUAAAGAUUCAGAACCAGCAGCUGAUGGACCUGCAGCCUCCGAGGAGUCAGGUGCCACUGAGCCAGACCUUCCCAAACCACAUGUGGGGGAGGGCUCUGUGCCCAGUUCUGGGGGUCCCAGGCUUCAGGAGCCUCCCCAGGACUGCAGUGGGGGUCCAAUGCGGCGUUGUGCUCUCUGUAACUGCGGGGAGCCCAGUCUACAUGGGCAGCGGGAGCUACGGCGCUUUGAGUUGCCAUUUGACUGGCCCCGGUGUCCAGUGGUGUCCCCUGGGGGGAACCCAGGGCCCAGUGAGGGAGUGCUGCCCAGUGAGGACCUAUCACAGAUUGGUUUCCCUGAGGGCCUGACACCUGCCCACCUAGGAGAACCUGGAGGGUCCUGCUGGGCUCACCAUUGGUGUGCUGCGUGGUCGGCAGGCGUGUGGGGGCAGGAGGGCCCAGAACUAUGUGGUGUGGACAAGGCCAUCUUCUCAGGGAUCUCACAGCGCUGUUCCCACUGCACCAGACUCGGUGCCUCCAUCCCUUGCCGCUCGCCUGGAUGUCCACGUCUUUACCACUUCCCCUGUGCAACUGCCAGCGGUUCCUUUUUAUCCAUGAAAACACUGCAGCUGCUAUGCCCGGAGCACAGUGAGGGGGCCACACAUCUGGAGGAGGCUCGCUGUGCAGUAUGUGAGGGGCCAGGGGAAUUGUGUGACCUGUUCUUCUGUACCAGCUGUGGGCAUCACUAUCACGGGGCCUGCCUGGACACUGCUCUGACUGCCCGCAAGCGUGCUGGCUGGCAGUGCCCUGAAUGCAAAGUGUGCCAAGCUUGCAGGAAACCUGGGAAUGACUCUAAGAUGUUGGUCUGUGAGACAUGUGACAAAGGAUACCAUACCUUCUGCCUGAAACCACCUAUGGAGGAACUGCCUGCUCACUCUUGGAAGUGCAAGGCAUGCCGGGUAUGCCGGGCCUGUGGGGCAGGCUCAGCAGAGCUGAACCCCAACUCUGAGUGGUUUGAGAACUACUCGCUCUGUCACCGCUGUCACAAAGCCCAGGGAGGACAGCCUGUCAGUUCUGUUGCUGAGCAGCACCCCCCGGUCUGUAGCAGAUUCUCACCCCCAGAGCCUGGCGAUACCCCCACUGAUGAGCCCGAUGCUCUGUACGUUGCAUGCCAAGGGCAGCCAAAGGGUGGGCACGUGACCUCUAUGCAACCCAAGGAACCGGGGCCCCUGCAAUGUGAAGCCAAACCACUAGGUAGAGAAGGGGCCCAACUUGAGCCCCAGUUGGAGGCCUCCCUAAAUGAGGAGAUGCCACUGCUGCCCCCACCUGAGGAGUCGCCCCUGUCCCCGCCACCUGAGGAAUCACCCACAUCCCCGCCGCCUGAGGCAUCGCGCCUGUCCCCACCGCCUGAGGACUCACCCCUCUCUCCACCGCCUGAGGAGUCUCCUCUGUCUCCCCCACCUGAGGCAUCACCUUUUUCUCCACUGGAGGAGUCACCCUUCUCUCCCCCAGAGGAGUCCCCCCCAUCUCCCCCGCUUGAGACACCCUUAUCCCCACCGCCUGAAGCAUCACCUCUGUCACCACCAUUUGAAGAGUCUCCCCUGUCCCCGCCACCGGAGGAAUUGCCUACCUCCCCACCACCUGAAGCAUCGCGCCUGUUCCCACCACCUGAGGAGUCACCCAUGUCCCCUCCACCUGAAGAGUCGCCCAUGUCUCCACCACCUGAGGCAUCUUGUCUGUUCCCACCAUUUGAAGAAUCUCCCCUGUCCCCUCCACCAGAGGAGUCUCCUCUCUCCCCACCACCUGAGGCAUCACGCCUGUCCCCACCACCUGAGGACUCACCCAUGUCCCCGCCACCUGAAGACUCGCCUAUGUCCCCCCCGCCUGAGGUAUCACGCCUGUCUCCCCUGCCUGAGGUGUCACGCCUGUCCCCACCACCUGAGGAAUCUCCCCUGUCCCCACCACCUGAGGAGUCUCCCACAUCCCCGCCACCUGAGGCUUCACGCCUGUCCCCACCGCCUGAGGACUCACCCACGUCCCCGCCACCUGAAGACUCACCUGCUUCCCUGCCACCGGAGGACUUGCUUAUGUCCCUACCCCUGGAGGAGUCACCCCUAUCGCCACUGCCUGAGGAACUGCGACUCUGCCCCCGGCCCGAGGAGCCGCGCCUGUCCCCUGCGCCGCAGGAGCCGCGCCCGUCCCCUGCGCCCGAGGAGCCUCGUUUGUCUCCUGUGCCCCAGGAGCCGCGUCCGUCCCCUGCGUCCGAGGAGCCGCGCCCGUCCCCUGCACCUGAGGAGCUGCAUCUGUCCUCCCAGCCUGAGGAGCCGCGCCUGUCCCCCGCGCCUGAGGAGCCGCAGUUGUCCCCAGUGCCCGAGGAGCCGCGCCUGUCCCCUCGCCCUGAAGGGCCCCCUGAGGAGCCAGGCCUAUGCCCUGCACCUGAGGAAUUGCCUUCGUUCCUCCCACCUGGGGAGCCACCCUUAUCCCCUUUGCUUGGAGAGCCGGCCCUGUCUGAGCCUGGGGAGCCACCUCUGUCCCCUCUGCCUGAGGAGCUGCCGUUGUCCCCAUCUGGGGAGCCAUCUUUGUCACCUCAGCUGAUGCCACCAGAUCCUCUUCCUCCUCCGCUCUCACCCAUUAUCACAGCUGUGGCCCCGCCGGCCCUGUCUCCUUUGGGAGAGUUAGAGUACCCCUUUGGUGCCAAAGGGGACAGUGACCCUGAGUCGCCAUUGGCUGCCCCCAUCCUAGAGACACCUAUCAGCCCUCCACCAGAAGCUAACUGCACUGACCCUGAGCCUGUACCCCCUAUGAUCCUUCCCCCAUCUCCAGGCUCCCCGGUAGGACCGGCCUCUCCCGUGCUGAUGGAGCCCCUUCCCCCUCGAUGUUCCCCGCUCCUCCAGCAUUCCCUGCCUCCCCCAAACUCCCCUCCUUCCCAGUGCUCUCCCCCUGCUCUGCCACUGUCUCUUCCUUCCCCACUGAGUCCCAUGCGGAAGGCAGUGCAGGUCUCAGAUGAGGCUGAGCCACAUGAGAUGGAGACUGAGAAAGCCCCAGAACCUGAGUGCCCAGCCUUGGAACCCAGCCCUACUAGUCCUCUCCCCUCUCCCAUGGGGAACCUUUCCUGCCCUGCACCCAGCCCUGCCCCAGCCCUGGAUGACUUCUCUGGCCUGGGGGAAGAUACAGCCCCUCUGGAUGGGACUGACACUCCUGGAUCACAGCCAGAGGCCGGACAGACCCCUGGCAGUUUGGCUAGUGAACUUAAGGGUUCCCCUGUGCUCCUGGACCCCGAGGAGCUGGCCCCUGUGACCCCUAUGGAGGUCUAUGGCCCAGAAUGCAAGCAGGCAGGGCAGGGCUCACCCUGUGAAGAGCAAGAGGAGCCACGUGCACCAGUGGCCCCUACCCCACCUACUCUCAUCAAAUCUGACAUCGUUAAUGAGAUCUCCAAUCUGAGCCAGGGCGAUGCCAGUGCCAGUUUUCCUGGCUCAGAGCCCCUGCUGGGCUCUCCCGACCCCGAGGGGGGUGGCUCCUUGUCCAUGGAGCUGGGGGUAUCUACAGAUGUUAGUCCAGCCCGAGAUGAGGGCUCCCUGCGACUUUGUACGGAUUCGCUGCCAGAGACUGAUGACUCGCUGUUGUGUGAUGCUGGGACAGCUAUCGGAGGAGGCAAAGCGGAGGGGGACAAGGGGAGGCGGCGCAGCUCCCCGGCUCGUUCCCGCAUCAAACAGGGUCGCAGCAGUAGUUUCCCAGGAAGACGCCGGCCACGUGGAGGAGCACAUGGAGGACGUGGGAGAGGACGGGCCCGGCUAAAGUCAACUACUUCUUCCAUUGAGACUCUGGUAGUUGCUGAUAUCGAUAGCUCUCCCAGCAAGGAGGAAGAAGAUGAUGAUGAUGACACCAUGCAAAAUACUGUGGUUCUCUUCUCCAACACAGACAAGUUUGUCCUAAUGCAGGACAUGUGUGUGGUAUGUGGCAGCUUCGGCCGGGGGGCAGAGGGCCACCUCCUUGCCUGUUCCCAGUGCUCUCAGUGCUAUCACCCUUACUGUGUCAACAGCAAGAUCACCAAGGUGAUGCUGCUGAAGGGCUGGCGUUGCGUGGAGUGCAUCGUGUGCGAGGUAUGCGGCCAGGCCUCAGACCCCUCCCGCCUGCUGCUCUGUGAUGACUGUGACAUUAGCUACCACACGUACUGCCUGGACCCCCCACUGCUCACUGUGCCCAAGGGUGGCUGGAAGUGCAAGUGGUGUGUGUCCUGUAUGCAGUGUGGGGCCGCCUCCCCUGGCUUCCACUGUGAAUGGCAGAAUAGUUACACGCACUGCGGGCCCUGCGCCAGCCUGGUGACCUGCCCGAUCUGUCAUGCCCCGUAUGUGGAAGAGGACCUCCUGAUCCAGUGCCGUCACUGUGAACGGUGGAUGCAUGCUGGUUGCGAGAGCCUCUUCACAGAGGAUGACGUGGAGCAGGCGGCUGAUGAGGGCUUUGACUGUGUCUCCUGCCAGCCUUACGUGGUAAAGCCUGCUGUGCCUGUUGCGCCUCCAGAGUUGGUGCCUAUGAAGGUGAAAGAGCCGGAGCCCCAGUACUUCCGCUUCGAGGGUGUGUGGCUGACAGAAACUGGCAUGGCUGUGCUGCGUAACCUGACCAUGUCGCCCCUGCACAAGCGGCGCCAGCGGCGAGGACGGCUUGGCCUCCCAGGCGAGGCAGGGCUGGAGGGUCCUGAGCCUUCAGAUGCCCUUGGCCCUGAUGACAAGAAGGAUGGAGACCUGGACACUGAUGAGCUGCUCAAGGGUGAAGGUGGUGUGGAGCACAUGGAAUGCGAAAUUAAACUAGAGGGCCCCGUCAGCCCUGAUGGAGAGCCUGGCAAAGAGGAGACCGAGGAAAGCAAAAAACGCAAACGCAAACCCUAUCGGCCAGGCAUCGGUGGUUUCAUGGUGCGACAGCGGAAAUCCCACACACGUGUGAAAAAGGGGCCUGCUGCACAGGCGGAGGUGUUGAGUGGGGAUGGGCAGCCCGACGAGGGUGAGACGGUGUUGCCUGCCGACCUGCCUGCAGAGGGCUCUGUGGACCAGAGCUUAGCUGAUGGGGAUGAGAAGAAGAAGCAGCAGCGGCGAGGGCGCAAGAAGAGCAAACUAGAGGACAUGUUCCCUGCUUAUCUGCAGGAAGCCUUCUUUGGGAAGGAGCUGCUGGACCUGAGCCGGAAGGCCCUUUUUGCAGUUGGGGUGGGCCGGCCAAGCUUUGGACUAGGAACCCCAAAAGCCAAGGGGGAUGGAGGCUCAGAUAGGAAGGAGCUCCCUACCUCACAGAAAGGAGAUGAUGGUCCGGAUGUUGCAGAUGAAGAAUCGCGUGGUCCUGAGGGCAAGGCUGAUACAUCAGGACCUGAGGAUGGCGGCGUAAAGUCAUCCCCAGUGCCUAGUGACCCUGAGAAGCCAGGCACCCCGGGUGAAGGGAUGCUUAGCUCUGACUUAGACAGGAUUCCCACAGAAGUCUUCCUCAGCAGCAUCCUUCAUCGAUCCCUCACAGAACUGCCCAAGAUGGAAUCCAAGGACCUGCAGCAGCUUUUCAAGGAUGUUCUGGGUUCCGAACGAGAGCAACAUCUGGGUUGUGGAACCCCUGGCCUCGACGGCAGCCGUACACCGCUACAGAGGCCCUUUCUUCAAGGUGGACUCCCUUUGGGCAAUCUCCCCUCCAGCAGCCCAAUGGACUCCUACCCGGGCCUUUGCCAGUCCCCAUUCCUGGAUUCUAGGGAGCGCGGGGGCUUCUUUAGCCCGGAGCCCGGUGAGCCAGACAGCCCCUGGACAGGCUCGGGGGGCACCACGCCCUCCACUCCGACCACGCCCACCACAGAGGGUGAGGGCGACGGGCUCUCCUACAACCAGCGGAGUCUUCAGCGCUGGGAGAAGGACGAGGAGUUGGGCCAGCUCUCUACCAUCUCACCUGUGCUCUAUGCCAACAUUAACUUUCCCAAUCUCAAGCAAGAUUACCCAGACUGGUCUAGCCGCUGCAAACAAAUCAUGAAGCUCUGGAGAAAAGUUCCAGCUGCUGAUAAAGCCCCCUACCUGCAAAAGGCCAAAGAUAACCGGGCAGCUCACCGCAUCAACAAGGUGCAAAAGCAGGCUGAGAGCCAGAUCAACAAGCAGACCAAGGUGGGCGACAUGGCCCGUAAGACUGACCGACCGGCCCUACAUCUCCGCAUUCCCCCCCAGCCAGGGGCACUGGGCAGCCCGCCUCCUGCUGCUGCCCCCACCAUUUUCAUUGGCAGCCCCACUCCCCCCGCCGGCUUGUCUACCUCUGCGGAUGGGUUCCUGAAGCCGCCGGCGGGCACGGUGCCCGGCCCCGACUCGCCCGGUGAGCUCUUCCUCAAGCUCCCACCCCAGGUGCCCGCCCAAGUGCCUUCGCAGGACCCCUUUGGACUGGCCCCCGCCUACGCUCUGGAGCCCCGCUUCCCCACGGCACCACCCACCUAUCCUCCCUAUCCUAGUCCGACCGGGGCGCCCGCGCAGCCCGCGACGCUGGGCGCCUCAUCUCGUCCUGGGACUGGCCAGCCAGGGGAGUUCCACACCACCCCACCUGGCACCCCCCGACACCAGCCCUCCACACCUGACCCCUUCCUCAAACCCCGCUGCCCCUCACUGGACAACCUGGCUGUGCCUGAGAGCCCAGGGGUAGGGGGAGGCAAGGCUUCUGAGCCUCUGCUGUCGCCCCUGCCUUUCGGGGAGUCUCGGAAGGCCCUAGAGGUGAAGAAGGAAGAGCUUGGGGCAUCCUCUCCCAGCUAUGGGCCCCCAAACCUGGGCUUUGUUGACUCACCCUCCUCAGGCCCCCAUCUGGGUGGCCUGGAGUUAAAGGCACCCGAUGUCUUCAAAGCCCCCCUGACCCCUCGGGCAUCUCAGGUAGAGCCCCAGAGCCCAGGCUUGGGCCUAAGGCCCCAGGAGCCGCCCCCUGCCCAGGCUUUGGCCCCUUCUCCUCCCAGCCACUCGGACAUCUUUCGCUCUGGCCCCUACCCUGACCCCUAUGCCCAACCCCCAUUGACCCCUCGGCCCCCACCCCCACCCCCUGAGAGCUGCUGUGCCCUGCCUCCUCGCUCACUGCCCUCUGACCCUUUCUCCCGAGUGCCCGCCAGUCCCCAGUCCCAGUCCAGCUCCCAGUCCCCGUUGACACCCCGUCCUCUGUCUGCUGAGGCUUUCUGCCCAUCCCCCGUUACCCCUCGUUUCCAGUCCCCUGACCCUUAUUCCCGCCCACCCUCACGCCCUCAGUCCCGGGACCCGUUUGCCCCACUGCAUAAGCCACCCCGCCCCCAGCCCCCUGAAGUUGCCUUCAAGGCUGGGCCUCUAGCCCACACUCCGUUGGGGGCUGGGGGUUUCCCAGCAGCCCUGCCCUCAGGGCCGGCAGGUGAGCUCCAUGCCAAGGUCCCAAGUGUGCAGCCCCCCAAUUUUGCCCGGUCCCCUGGGACUGGUUCAUUUGUAGGCGCCCCUUCUCCCAUGCGUUUCACUUUCCCUCAGGCAGUAGGGGAGCCUUCGCUAAAGCCCCCUGUCCCUCAGCCUGGUCUCCCUCCACCCCACGGGAUCAACAGCCAUUUUGGGCCCGGCCCUACCUUGGGCAAGCCUCAAAGCACAAACUACACAGUAGCCACAGGGAACUUCCACCCAUCGGGCAGCCCUCUGGGACCCAGCAGUGGGUCCACAGGAGAGGGCUAUGGCCUGUCCCCACUACGCCCCCCAUCAGUCCUUCCACCACCUGCACCCGAUGGAUCCCUCCCCUACCUGUCCCAUGGAGCCUCACAGCGGGCAGGCAUCACCUCUCCAGUUGAGAAGCGAGAAGACCCAGGGGCUGGGAUGGGCAGCUCUUUGGCGGCACCUGAACUUCCAGGUACCCAGGACCCAGGCAUGUCCAGCCUCAGUCAGACAGAGCUGGAGAAGCAACGACAGCGCCAGCGACUACGGGAGCUGCUGAUUCGGCAGCAGAUCCAGCGCAACACCCUUCGGCAGGAGAAGGAAACCGCGGCAGCUGCCGGAGCAGUGGGGCCCCCGGGCAGCUGGGGUGCUGAGCCUAGUAGCCCUGCCUUUGAGCAGCUGGGUCGAGGCCAGACCCCCUUUGCUGGCACCCAGGACAAGAGCAGCCUUGUGGGGCUGCCCCCGAGCAAGCUGGGUGGCCCCAUCCUGGGGCCAGGGGCUUUCCCCAGUGAUGACCGACUCUCCCGGCCACCUCCACCAGCCACCCCUUCCUCUAUGGAUGUGAACAGCCGGCAAUUGGUGGGAGGCUCCCAAGCCUUCUAUCAGCGAGCACCGUAUCCUGGGUCCCUGCCCUUGCAGCAGCAGCAGCAGCAGCAGCAACUGUGGCAGCAGCAGCAACAACAGGCAACAGCAGCAACUUCCAUGCGACUUGCCAUGUCGACACGCUUUCCGUCAACUCCUGGGCCUGAACUUGGCCGCCAAGCCAUAGGUUCCCCCUUGGUGGGAAUUCCCACCCGCCUGCCUGGCCCUGGUGAGCCAGUGCCUGGUCCAGCUGGUCCUGCCCAGUUCAUUGAGUUGCGGCACAAUGUACAGAAAGGACUGGGACCGGGGGUGCCUCCGUUUCCUGGUCAGGGCCCCCCUCAGAGACCCCGUUUUUUCCCUGUAACCGAGGAUUCUCACCGACUGGCCCCGGAAGGGCUUCGUGGCCUAGCAGUGUCAGGCCUUCCUCCUCAGAAACCCUCAGCCCCGCCGGGCCCUGAACUGAACAACGGCCUGCAUCCAACGCCCCACACCAAGGGUCCCAACGCGCCCGCUGGCUUGGAGCUAGUCAGCCGGCCCCCCUCAGGCGCUGAGCUUGGCCGCCCUCCUCUGGCCCUGGAAGCUGGGAAGUUACCCUGUGAGGAUCCUGAGUUGGACGAUGACUUUGAUGCCCACAAGGCCCUGGAGGAUGAUGAGGAGCUUGCUCACCUGGGCCUGGGUGUGGAUGUGGCAAAGGGAGAUGAUGAGCUGGGCACCCUGGAAAACCUGGAGACCAAUGAUCCCCACCUGGACGACCUGCUCAACGGGGAUGAGUUUGACCUGUUGGCCUAUACUGAUCCUGAGCUGGAUACCGGGGACAAGAAGGACAUCUUCAAUGAGCAUCUGAGGCUGGUGGAGUCGGCCAAUGAAAAGGCUGAGCGGGAGGCUCUGUUGCGGGGGGUGGAGCCAGGACCCUUGGGCCCUGAGGAGCGCCCUCCCCCCGCCGCUGAUGCCUCUGAGCCCCGUCUGACGUCAGUGCUCCCCGAGGUGAAGCCCAAGUUGGAGGAGGGUGGGCGCCACCCUUCCCCUUGCCAGUUUACCAUUACCACCCCCAAGGUAGAGCCAGCUCCAGCCACCACUCCCCUAGGCCUGGGGCUGAAGCCAGGACAGAGUGUGGUGGGCAGCCGGGACACUCGAAUGGGCACAGGACCUUUUUCCAGUAGUGGGCACCCAGCUGAGAAGGUCCCCUUUGGGACCACAGGAGGACCACCAGCUCACCUGCUGACCCCCAGCCCACUGAGUGGCCCAGGAGGGUCCUCCCUGCUGGAGAAGUUUGAGCUAGAGAGUGGGGCCCUGACCUUGCCCGGUGGACAUGCAUCUGGGGAUGAGCUGGACAAGAUGGAGAGCUCACUGGUAGCCAGUGAGUUGCCCCUGCUCAUCGAGGACCUGUUGGAACAUGAGAAGAAGGAGCUGCAGAAGAAGCAGCAGCUCUCGGCACAGCUGCAGCCUGCCCAGCAGCAGCAGCAACAGCAGCAUUCCCUACUGUCCACCCCAGGCCCUGCCCAGGCUGUGUCUUUGCCACAUGAGGGCUCUUCUCCCAGUUUGGCUGGUGCCCAGCAGCAGCUUGCCCUGGGACUUGGAGGUUCCCGACAGCCAGGCUUGGCCCAGCCACUGAUGCCCACCCAGCCACCAGCUCAUGCCCUCCAGCAGCGCCUGGCCCCGUCCAUGCCCAUGGUGUCCAACCAAGGGCAUAUGCUAAGUGGGCAGCAUGGGGGACAGGCAGGCUUGGUGCCCCAGCAGAGCCCACAGCCAGUGCUGGCACAGAAGCCCAUGGGUACCAUGCCACCUUCCAUGUGCAUGAAACCGCAGCAGCUGGCAAUGCAGCAGCAGCUGGCUAACAGCUUCUUCCCGGAUACAGACCUGGACAAAUUUGCUGCAGAAGAUAUCAUUGAUCCUAUUGCAAAGGCCAAGAUGGUUGCUUUGAAAGGCAUCAAGAAGGUGAUGGCUCAGGGCAGCAUUGGAGUGGCACCUGGUAUGAACAGGCAGCAAGUGUCCCUGCUAGCCCAGAGACUCUCAGGGGGGCCCGGCAGUGAUCUGCAGAACCACGUGGCAGCUGGGAGUGGCCAGUCUCUCUCGUCACAGGAGCGGAGUGCCGGUGACCCCUCCCAGCCUCGUCCCAAUCCACCCACUUUUGCCCAGGGAGUGAUCAAUGAGACUGACCAGCGGCAGUAUGAGGAGUGGCUGUUCCAUACCCAGCAGCUCCUACAGAUGCAACUGAAGGUGCUAGAGGAGCAGAUUGGGGUGCACCGCAAGUCCCGGAAAGCUCUGUGCGCCAAGCAGCGCACUGCCAAAAAGGCUGGCCGUGAGUUCCCAGAGGCUGAUGCUGAGAAGCUCAAGCUGGUUACAGAACAACAGAGCAAGAUCCAGAAACAGCUGGAUCAGGUCCGGAAGCAGCAGAAGGAGCACACUAAUCUCAUGGCAGAAUAUCGGAAUAAGCAGCAGCAGCAGCAGCAGCAGCAGCAGCAGCAGCAGCAGCAGCAGCAGCAGCAGCAGCAGCAGCAGCACUCAGCUGUAUUGGCCCUUAGCCCUUCCCAGAGUCCCCGGCUACUCACCAAGCUUCCUGGUCAGCUGCUCCCUGGCCAUGGGCUGCAGCCACCGCAGGGGCCCCCCGGGGGGCAAGCUGCAGGUCUCCGCCUGCCCCCCGGGGGCAUGGCACUACCGGGACAGCCUGGUGGCCCCUUCCUCAACACCCCCCUGGCCCAGCAGCAGCAACAGCAACAUUCUGGUGGGGCUGGGGCCCUGGCUGGCCCCUCAGGGGGCUUUUUCCCUGGCAACCUUGCUCUUCGAGGCCUAGGACCUGACUCGAGGCUUUUACAGGAGAGGCAGCUGCAGCUACAGCAGCAACGCCUGCAGCUUGCCCAGAAACUGCAACAGCAGCAGCAGCACCUCCUAGGACAGGUGGCAGUCCAGCAGCAACAGCAACAGGGCCCGGGGGUACCGGCAAACCAGGGUCUGGGUCCCAAGCCCCAAGGGCUUCUGCCUCCCAGCAGCCAUCAGGGCCUCUUGGUCCAGCAGCUGUCCCCCCAGCCACCCCAGGGGCCCCAGGGCAUGCUGGGCCCUGCCCAGGUGGCAGUGUUGCAGCAGCAGCAGCAGCAGCAACAGCACCCUGGAGCUCUGGGCCCCCAGGGCCCUCACAGACAGGUGAUCCUGACCCAGCCCCGGGUGCUCAGUUCCCCCCAGCUGGCACAGCAGGGUCAGGGCCUUAUGGGACACCGGCUGGUCACAUCCCAGCAGCAGCAGCAGCAGCAGCAACAGCACCAACAGCAGGGAUCCAUGGCAGGGCUUUCCCAUCUUCAGCAGGGUCUGAUGCCACACAGUGGGCAGCCCAAACUGAGUGCUCAGCCCAUGGCCUCCUUGCAGCAGCAACAGCUGCAGCAGCAGCAGCUACAACAGCAGCAGCAGCAGCUACAACAGCAGCAGCAGCAGCAGCAGCAGCUUCAACAACAGCAGCAACAGAUGGGCCUCUUGAGCCAGAGUCGAACUUUACUGUCUCCUCAACAGCAGCAGCAGCAGCAGCAGCAGCAACAGCAGCAGCAGCAGCAGCAGCAGCAACAGCAACAGCAACAGCAGCAGCAGCAAGUGACACUCGGCCCUGGCAUGCCGGCCAAGCCUCUGCAACACUUUUCUAGCCCCGGAGCCCUGGGCCCAACCCUCAUCCUGACGGGCAAGGAACAAAACAUUGUAGAGGCGGCUCUUCCUCCAGAGGCCACUGAGGGGCCCUCCACGCAUCAGGGAGGGCCGUUAGCAGUAGGGACUGUACCAGAGUCAGUGGCCACUGAACCAGGGGAGGUAAAGCCCUCGCUCUCCGGGGACUCACAACUCCUCCUUGUCCAACCCCAGGCCCAGCCUCAGCCCAGCUCUGUGCAGCUGCAGCCACCUCUGAGGCUCCCAGGACAACAGCAGCAGCAAGUUAACUUGCUCCACACAGCGGGUGUGGGAAGCCAUGGGCAACCAGGCAGUGGAUCAUCUUCUGAGGCCUCACCUAUGCCCCACGUGCUGGCCCAGUCCUCUGUUUCCUUAGGGGAACAGCCUGGACCCAUGACCCAGAACCUUCUGAGCUCCCAACAGCCCCUUGGACUAGAGCGGCCCAUGCAAAAUAAUGCAGGGCCACAGCCUGCCAAACCAGGAUCUGUCCCCCAGUCUGGGCAGAGCCUGCCUGGGGCUGGGGUCAUGCCUACAGUGGGUCAGCUUCGAGCACAGCUUCAAGGAGUCCUGGCCAAAAACCCACAGCUGCGGCACUUGAGUCCUCAGCAGCAGCAGCAGCUACAGGCACUUCUCAUGCAGCGGCAGCUACAGCAGAGUCAGGCAGUACGCCAGGCCCCACCCUACCAGGAGCCUGGGACCCAGCCGUCUCCCCUCCAGGGCCUCCUGGGCCGCCAACCCCAACUUGGGGGCUUCCCUGGAUCCCAGACAGGCCCUCUUCAGGAGCUGGGGGCAGGGCUUCGACCUCAGGGCCCACCCCGGCUCCCCGCCCCACAAGGAGCCUUAUCCACAGGACCAGUCCUUGGCCCUGUCCUUCCCACACCUCCACCAUCCAGCCCCCAAGAGCCAAAGAGACCUUCCUCACAGUUACCUUCCCCGAGCUCCCAGCUUCCCUCUGAGGCCCAGCUCCCUACCACCCAACCAGGAACCCCAAAACCCCAGGGGCCACCCUUGGAGCUGCCUCCUGGGAGGGUCUCACCUGCUGCUGCCCAGCUUGCAGAUACCUUCUUUGGCAAGGGGCUGGGACCUUGGGACCCCCCAGACAACCUAGCGGAAGCCCAGAAGCCGGACCAAAGCAGCCUGGUACCUGGGCAUCUGGAGCAGGUGAAUGGGCAGGUGGUACCCGAGCCACCCCAUCUCAGCAUCAAGCAGGAGCCUCGGGAAGAGCCAUGUGCCCUGGGAGCCCAGGCAGUGAAGAGGGAGGCCAACGGGGAGCCAAUAGGGGCACCAGGUACCAGCAACCACCUCCUGCUGGCAGGCCCUCGCUCAGAGGCCGGGCAUCUGCUCUUGCAGAAGCUUCUACGAGCAAAGAAUGUGCAACUCAGCACUGGGCGGGGGCCCGAGGGGCUGCGAGCUGAGAUCAACGGGCACAUUGACAGCAAGCUGGCUGGGCUGGAGCAGAAACUACAGGGUACCCCCAGCAACAAGGAGGAUACAGCAGCAAGGAAGCCUUUGACACCGAAGCCCAAGAGGGUACAGAAGGCAAGCGACAGGUUGGUGAGCUCCCGAAAGAAGCUGCGGAAGGAGGACGGGGUCAGGGCCAGCGAGGCCUUGCUGAAACAGCUGAAACAGGAGCUGUCCCUGCUGCCCCUCACGGAGCCUACCAUCACCGCCAAUUUUAGCCUCUUUGCUCCCUUUGGCAGCGGCUGCCCAGUCAAUGGGCAGUGCCAGCUGAGGGGGGCCUUUGGAAGUGGGGUGCUGCCCACAGGCCCUGACUACUAUUCCCAGCUGCUUACCAAGAAUAACCUGAGUAACCCGCCGACACCACCCUCGUCGCUGCCCCCCACCCCACCCCCAUCGGUGCAGCAGAAGAUGGUGAAUGGUGUCACUCCAUCUGAAGAGCUGGGGGAGCACCCCAAGGAUGCCACCUCUGCCCGGGAUACUGAAGGGACGCUGAGGGAUGCUUCAGAGGUGAAGAGUCUAGACCUGCUGGCCGCCUUGCCUACGCCCCCUCACAAUCAGACUGAGGAUGUCAGGAUGGAGAGUGACGAGGACAGCGAUUCUCCUGACAGCAUUGUGCCAGCUUCGUCCCCCGAGAGCAUCCUGGGGGAGGAAGCUCCUCGUUUCCCUCAGCUGGGCUCAGGCCGGUGGGAGCAGGACGACCGGGCUCUCUCCCCCGUCAUCCCCAUCAUUCCUCGGGCCAGCAUCCCAGUCUUCCCAGAUAGCAAACCUUAUGGGGCCCUGGAUCUGGAGGCCCCUGGGAAGCUGCCUGCCACAACUUGGGAAAAGGGCAAAGGAAGCGAGGUGUCAGUCAUGCUGACGGUUUCUGCCGCUGCUGCCAAGAACCUGAAUGGUGUGAUGGUGGCAGUGGCAGAGCUACUAAGCAUGAAGAUCCCCAACUCCUAUGAGGUGCUGUUCCCAGAGAGCCCUGCCCGGGCAGGCAUUGAGCCUAAGAAGGGGGAAGCUGAGGGCCCUGGUGGCAAAGAAAAGGGUCUGGGAGGCAAGAGCCCAGAAGCUGGCCCUGAUUGGCUGAAGCAGUUUGAUGCUGUGUUGCCCGGCUACACCCUCAAGAGCCAGUUAGACAUCUUGAGUCUCCUCAAACAGGAGAGCCCCGCCCCAGAGCCACCCACCCAGCACAGCUACACCUACAACGUCUCCAACCUGGACGUGCGGCAGCUCUCGGCCCCGCCUCCUGAAGCACCCUCCCCACCCCCUUCCCCUUUGGCACCCUCUCCUGCCAGCCCCCCUGCUGAACCCUUGGCUGAACUUCCAGCUGAACCCUCAGCUGAGCCACCAGUCCCCUCGCCUCUGCCACUCGCCUCGUCCCCUGAAUCAGCCCGGCCCAAGCCCCGAGCCCGGCCUUCUGAAGAAGGCGAAGAUUCCCGGCCCCCUCGCCUCAAGAAGUGGAAGGGGGUGCGCUGGAAGCGUCUCCGGCUGCUGCUGACCAUCCAGAAGGGUGGUGCGCGGCAGGAGGAUGAGCGGGAAGUGGCAGAGUUUAUGGAGCAGCUUGGCACGGCUCUGCGACCUGACAAGGUGCCUCGAGACAUGCGGCGCUGCUGCUUCUGUCAUGAGGAGGGGGAUGGGGCCACGGAUGGGCCCGCUCGCCUGCUGAACCUGGACCUGGACUUGUGGGUGCACCUCAACUGUGCCCUGUGGUCCACGGAGGUAUAUGAGACCCAGGGUGGGGCACUGAUGAACGUGGAGGUUGCCCUGCACCGAGGACUGCUCACCAAGUGCUCCCUGUGCCAGCGCACUGGUGCCACCAGCAGCUGCAAUCGCAUGCGUUGCCCCAACGUCUACCAUUUUGCCUGCGCCAUCCGCGCCAAGUGCAUGUUCUUCAAGGACAAGACCAUGCUGUGUCCGAUGCAUAAGAUCAAGGGGCCCUGUGAGCAGGAGCUGAGCUCUUUUGCUGUCUUCCGGCGGGUCUACAUUGAGCGAGAUGAGGUGAAGCAAAUCGCCAGCAUCAUCCAGCGGGGGGAGCGGCUGCACAUGUUCCGUGUGGGGGGCCUUGUGUUCCAUGCCAUCGGACAGCUGCUCCCCCACCAGAUGGCCGACUUCCACAGUGCCACCGCCCUCUAUCCCGUGGGCUACGAGGCCACGCGCAUCUACUGGAGCCUCCGUACUAACAACCGCCGCUGCUGCUACCGCUGCUCCAUCGGCGAGAACAACGGGCGGCCGGAGUUUGUGAUCAAAGUCAUGGAGCAGGGCCUGGAGGACCUGGUCUUCACUGACGCCUCUCCCCAGGCUGUGUGGAAUCGCAUCAUUGAGCCUGUGGCUGCCAUGAGAAAAGAGGCUGACAUGCUGCGGCUCUUCCCUGAGUACCUGAAGGGCGAGGAGCUCUUUGGGCUGACGGUGCACGCCGUGCUGCGCAUAGCUGAAUCACUGCCUGGAGUGGAAAGCUGUCAAAAUUAUUUAUUCCGCUAUGGACGCCACCCCCUGAUGGAGCUGCCACUCAUGAUCAACCCCACUGGUUGUGCUCGAUCAGAGCCUAAAAUCCUCACACACUACAAACGGCCCCACACUCUGAACAGCACCAGCAUGUCCAAGGCAUAUCAGAGCACCUUCACAGGCGAGACCAACACCCCGUACAGCAAGCAGUUUGUGCACUCGAAGUCAUCUCAGUACCGGCGGCUCCGCACUGAGUGGAAGAACAAUGUAUAUCUGGCUCGCUCCCGUAUCCAGGGCCUGGGGCUCUAUGCGGCCAAGGACCUAGAAAAGCACACAAUGGUCAUUGAGUACAUUGGCACCAUCAUUCGCAAUGAGGUGGCCAACCGGCGGGAGAAAAUCUAUGAGGAGCAGAAUCGAGGCAUAUACAUGUUUCGAAUAAACAACGAACAUGUCAUUGAUGCUACGUUGACCGGAGGCCCUGCCAGGUACAUUAACCAUUCCUGUGCCCCUAACUGUGUGGCGGAAGUUGUGACAUUUGACAAGGAGGACAAAAUCAUCAUCAUCUCCAGCCGGCGAAUCCCCAAAGGAGAGGAGCUGACAUAUGACUAUCAGUUUGAUUUUGAGGACGAUCAGCACAAGAUCCCCUGCCACUGUGGAGCCUGGAAUUGUCGGAAAUGGAUGAACUAAGAAGCUUUGAGGCUACCAGGCAGGGGAGUCCCCCACCCCAACCUCUUCCCUGAAAGGGAUGAGGGGGAAGAGAGGUAGCAGCCAGAGCCAGGACCCAGGGCUGGGGCUGCCGGCUGACCGGAGCCCCUGGAGCAGGAGGCUGGGGCAGAGGGCCCUAGGCCAAGCCCACCCUGGGCACCAGGGAUGACCCUCUUCCCCGCCACUGGCCCCCAGGCUGGCAUCUCUGCCCCCAGCUCCAGGAGGGGUCAGACAGAAGCAGCCAUUGGGCAUCUCAGGUUUGAGGGGGAUAUGGGCUGGGAACUACCCAGAAGCAUCUGGGAGGCAGCAGGGAGGGGGGAGGAGGAUGUGUGGCCGGGCCUCACAGCCCUGCUGCUCCCACCGACCUCUCUGGCCCAACUCGAGGCUGCAAAGAGACUUGACUAAGCUUGACAAUCCCAAAGGCCGGGUCCCACACCUGGCCCUGCCUGCCGGGUCCUGCCCCCACCCUCACCCCCAUCCCCUUCCCUCUCAAUCUGUCUCUGUCUCCCUCUUCUCCUCUGUGUUUCUGUCUCUCUAUGGGUUGUGUUUCCUUGUUUUCCACUCUGACAAAUGCAACAUGAACGGGAAAGAGGCGCCCUGCUGCCCAGGAGGGCAAGCCAGGCAAGCCGGGCAAGGAGACCCCGCACCCACACCUACCUCAUUUAAGUGUUGGAUUUUUUGCUGUUUUGAAAUGUGAGACCCUCUCCAAGCCCCCUACUGCCCCAACCCUCUCCCCCACCUCACUGCCCUCUUCUGAGUGGGUGGAAGGGGGGUAGGAGGAAGAAGAAAAAACAACAACAAAAAAUCCAUCUUUGUUUUUAAUUACGGGCAUGGGAUGGUGGUUGAGGCUAAUGAUGAUGAAGAUUGGGGAUGACUGGCCCCUAGUUGCUCUAGGACUUCCUUCUCCAUCUGGACAUGGGGGCAGGAGGGGUGUGCUAAACUUAGGACCAGGAUAUCUCCCUCCGGUUUUCCCAACCCCAUCAUGAGCCCAUUUGCCCUCCAGCCCCUGGAUAGGGUGGGUGGGUGGUAGGGUGAGGGCUAUCCCUGAGUGGCAUGCCCAUACCCAGUGAGGCAGGGUGUGGCCCGGAGCUCCCACUUUCCCUCCGUCACCAA